GGAAGUACUACAUUGCUACUAUGACGAUGGUCACAGCAUCAACAGCGCUCACCAUCUUCAUUAUGAACAUCCAUCACUGCGGUCCUGAGGCUCGACCUGUCCCACUGUGGGCCGAACGCUUCAUCCUCAAAUACCUUGCCCGCAUCUGUUUCGUGUACGAGGUGGGAGAAAACUGCCUUGGCAGGACUUCAUCCAAGAAACAAGCUCUGUCCCAGGAGGAGUCUGAUGCCCCUUCAGCCAAUGGCAACAGCAAAGGAACAAACUGGGACUUGAAAGGGCAGGAGUUGGGGAGCAAUAUGGAGGAGAACAGGGCUGGGGAGUCUCUGAAGGCAGGGCGGGAUUUAAACAACCAAACGGACUGGAAGGAAGAUCUGUUUGUGAACAUCGACCACUCGGACGAGGGGGGAGCUGCAGGAGGACAGACAGGAGAGAGGGAGGAGUCAGACAGCACCUGUGGAGGAGAAGGAGAGGACGUCCAGGAAAAGAAAGGUGUAGGAGGUGAAGGGGGAGGCGGAGCCAGAGGAAAAAGGAUGGAAAUCCUGGUGAAAACCCAGUGUGUGUGCCAGCACCAGGGGCUGGGCAGGAACGUUCAGUAUAUUGCCAACUCGUACCAGGACCAGCGGGCUGCGCAGCUCCGCAUUGGGGAAUGGAGGAAGAUCGCCAAGGUCAUGGACCGCUUCUUCAUGUGGCUCUUCUUCAUCAUGGUCUUCCUUAUGAGCAUCCUCAUCCUCGGGAAAGCCAUUUGAUGGAGUCGUGGUGCACAGAUUAAAGAUGCUCUUGAAUGUUUCUUGAAAGGGAAUUUAGCAUUUUAAACUCAUGGCCCUAUUUUUACAUUUUAAGUUUUGGAAUUUUGCCACUGGAUUUCUUCUGUCUGCAGCCAUGAAACUGGCUGUAGUGGCUGCAAUAAAAUCCAAUCCAAUCCCCAAUUUUUGACUCUAUCCACUGUCCUGUCUCUCAAAUAAAGGAAUACAAAGCCCAAAAAUAAAAAUGAAACUUAAAAAAAAACCCAAACAAGAAAUGACUAAAUCUAGGAUUUCUAUCUAGGAUUUCUUUUUUUGUUGCAGUGGUAGCCAACAGGUAUAGAUAUCGUUUGAGUUUUACUUGUAUCAAAGAUUAAAAUUUCAGUAUGGUGACUAGGUAAAAUAACUAACUUUUUUUCACAACCUUAAAGAGCCCAUAUUAUGCCUUUUUUGGGGUUCGUAUAUUUAAUCUAUGUACCUACUAAAGUA
This is a messenger RNA of Labrus bergylta (ballan wrasse), 1229 nucleotides long. The record is from RefSeq and is a predicted model, not a curated record. Lineage: Eukaryota; Metazoa; Chordata; Actinopteri; Labriformes; Labridae.